Messenger RNA from Elaeis guineensis (African oil palm), 1128 nucleotides. RefSeq names its product probable WRKY transcription factor 51. Gene Ontology annotation, biological process: regulation of DNA-templated transcription. NCBI's taxonomy places the organism in Eukaryota, Viridiplantae, Streptophyta, Magnoliopsida, Arecales, Arecaceae. Gene Ontology annotation, molecular function: DNA-binding transcription factor activity; sequence-specific DNA binding. The record is from RefSeq and is a predicted model, not a curated record.
CACAAAUACUUCACACUCACUUCACAAGUUAUGGCGGCUCUAACGGAGCUUUCAGACACCACCAUGCUCCACUCCUCUCUUCUACCAUCAAAUGACUCAACCAGUCACGCUUGCUGUGAUUUUUUCUCUGCAAACUCCUUCAGCCAACCGGUGCUCGAAUGUUCCGAUCACAUAGCGUUCAUUAAUGAAGGCUUGUUUCAAGGCCUGCAACUACCAACAAGGAUUGCGGCUGAGGAACUGGUACAUGCCAUUGCUCCGGUGGAUGUCAGCGGGGAAUCCAGUGAAGACAGCACGACGAAUAAAGCAAUGCUAUGUGUGGGUGAGAUGAAAAGGAUGAAACCGGAUGCCAGGUGUAGAAUUGGGUUUAGAAUGAAAUCGGCGGUGGAGAUACUGGAUGAUGGAUUCAAGUGGCGGAAGUAUGGGAAGAAGUCGGUGAAGAACAGCCCAAAUCCAAGGAAUUACUACCGUUGCUCCAGCGAGGGUUGUUCUGUAAAGAAGAGAGUGGAGAGAGACCCUCAGGAUUCAGACUAUGUGAUUACAACAUACGAGGGAGUGCACAACCACAUUAGCCCAGGUGCUGUAUCUUACGGUCGUUAUCAAUGCAUCUCUCACUCUUCUUGAUGGCUAAAGAUACAUGGAGGUCAUAAGCUGCUAUUUCUUCAUAUUUAGUAAGAACCGGAGCUGCCAUAACCGAUGCCAUACCAUCUACCAAUUAGAUAGCUGCUACCUCCCCAUGUCUUUGACAUGCGCUUACCCGAUAUGUCGCUCAUAUAUUUCAAAGCAUCUAUCAGCACAAUCAAGCCAGACCCAACUCGCUGAAACCCUACCUAGAAGGAGAUAUUUUUGGCACUUCGAAGCAGCAACAUCAGUACCCAACAAUGAGACCUGGUUAAGCCUGUAAUACCGUUGCAUUGACACGAUCUUCUUCUUUUUUAUUUUUUUGGUAAGUAUUGACAUGAUCUUCUUUGAUAGCCACGCACAGUCGAUAGAAACUCCGAGCUAUUUGUAAUGUGAGAAGCAUGGCAGAUGAAAUUUAACUGCUGAAAUGAAUGUUCUAUAUACAGCACAGAUUCAGAUUCCGGCAUCAACGGCAAAAUAUUAGAAUGCUACUGCUUUACUGCAAAAAAA